Schizophyllum commune H4-8 is the source of this 909-nucleotide messenger RNA. RefSeq lists its product as uncharacterized. The record is from RefSeq and is a predicted model, not a curated record. Bases 1 to 909 code for a protein of 302 amino acids. Lineage: Eukaryota; Fungi; Basidiomycota; Agaricomycetes; Agaricales; Schizophyllaceae. The transcript is spliced from 2 exons.
AUGAAGUUCUUGGGUCUGCUCAUCGUCGGCGCCGUGCCCGCCCUCGGCUCGUACAUCCCGCGCCAGGACAGCAACUCCAGCGACGUGUACAGCUCAUCGUCGUACGCUGACUACUCGUCGUCGGCCGCGGUCAGUGCGACGUCGUGGACCAGCGCUGCUGCGACCGCCACCAAUGUGUCGUCGUGGUCGAGCGCUGCAGCGACGACCGCCAGCAACGUGACGUCGUCCGUCAGCUCGUCGGCGGUCCCAAGCUACACUUGCGUCCCGGCGUCCCUGGUCAAGCCGACGACGUACACCGUGUCGGGGACGACGAUCUCCACGUACUAUAUUGCCUCGCCCACUGGCAGCGCUAACGCCACAGUCACGAGCGUGCGCUCCAGCUCCGCCGCCAACGCGACGACGUACUACUCCAGCAGCGCGGCCCCGACCACGUACUACUCAAGCAGCGCGGCCCCGACCACGUACUAUUCGUCCAGCGCGCCCUCGAGCACCUACGUCCCCAGCAGCUCCAGCGUCCCCGUCACGACCGCCUACAGCUCUUCCGCGGCGGAGGUCACCACCGCCGUGGGCUCCUCAUCGGCCUACGACCGCCGCGCCGUCUCCUCGUCCUUCACCAACGAGACCCAGCCCUCGGCAAGCAGCAUCAUUGUCUACGUCAACGGCACUUCGACGUACGCGGAGCCGACGGUCGUCUCGACGUCCCUUGCGGGCGGCGCGACCACCAUCUCCGUUAUCCCCACCGCGUCGGACUCGGGGCUCGUCUGCGUCGAGGUCCCUGCGGACCCUGCCUCGCUCGGUGUCGUCGCGGACAAGGACGACGACAAGAACGGGGCGGUGGGCGCGUUCAAGGGCGUUGGCACGUUCGGUGUGGCGGCUGCCGUUGCUGUCGUGGCCUUCGCUGCGCUGUAA